ACACAUUUUUUCUAAAAAAAUUUGAUAUUGGGAGUCCCCGUAUUUUCCGUUGAAAGCAUUGUAUAAGUUGAAGGGAUGAGGGCUCUCCCCAAGUUUGGGUGUGAUACUGAAACCCAUGUCAUGUGAAUGCCUAUCAUACACCAAAACAAAGAUAGGCUCUCUUGAGUCUCAUAAUAAUGGCAAGUGGGAGGAGGAGAGCACUGAAAGACUCCUCCUCAACCAAGUCAAAGUCAAAGUCAUACACACUUCCCUCCUCACCCUCCCAUUCCUUCUCUUCCUCCUCCUCCUCCGACUUCGAGUUCACCAUCUCCAUCUCGCCGCGCAAAUCCUCCGCCGCACUUUGCCCUGCCGAUGAGCUAUUCUACAAGGGCCUCCUCCUCCUCCUUUGCCAGCGACCUCGCCCUCUUCCCCGACUGCGACUCCUCCCGCCCUAGCUCCGUGACCGACGACGACGAGCUCAAGCGUCUCCAUAACCCUUCCAAGGAGUAUCCUCACUCCCAAAUCAAGAAGAACCACCCUAAUAGAUACUUCUCCUUCUCAAGAUUCUCCUCUGUUUUCCGCAAGGACACCACCACCACCAACAACAACAAAGUGUGCGAGACGGAGCAUCACCACCAUGUGGCCGCUUCUUCUUCUUCCUCCUCCGUGAAGCGAAUGAGCGCCACUGCCAGAGAUGUCAUAAGGAAGUACUUGAAGAAGGUGAAGCCUCUUUACGAGAAGCUUUCGCAGAAGCAACAGAGAACCGGGGAGUUGUUGGCGGAGGGCGGUGGUGCGACUGUGAAUGCAACAACGACGACGUCUUCGCGGACGGUGUUGUCUCUGUUAACGACUAUAACAGAGAGAUCCAAAACAGAGGGUGGUUGCAGUGGGAAGAGAGGGAUGAAGGAGAACGUUUCUGGUGUUCUGUCUCAUUCUUUCUCCGGGAACCUCAGGUACCCUCGGAAGAGGAGAAGCUGCGUCUCCAGUUGCCCUUCGUCCAUGAGAUCGUCGCCCAGUCAUUCCGGCGUGCUCUCUCAGGGCGGCGCCAGAGCAGGGAUGCAUUUCGGGGACUCUUCUUCCAUGGAAGAGUUGCAGAGCGCAAUCCAAGGCGCAAUCACACAUUGCAAGAACUCUUUGAUGCAGAACAAGCUUGACACUGGUGCAGCUCAGUAACGAAAGAGAGAGGUUUUAACUUCCAAUUUGAUCAUGCUCUUAAUUUCAUCUUCAAUAUUCGUAUGCCUUCUUAGAUCUGAUGAAUUCUGAUUAAACAACCAUCAUGUUCAGAAAACAAUUUCAGCUUCUUCCUUUUUUUUCCCUUGCUUGUUUUUGUCAUUUUACAUUAGACUUAGAUUCUAAUUGUGGGAGUGAGGUUAAAAACCUGCAUGUGACUUAUUUGGAACGUCCUUUUGGAUUUGCUAGUGUAAAAGUUAGCAUAAGCUUAAAAGUUGUAACUUUUUAUUCUGACUAUAUAAAUAAAUAUAAAUGUACCAUAUAUAUCCACCGUACCAGUGGCCUUGGAAAUUUGA
Messenger RNA from Arachis ipaensis, 1505 nucleotides. It is a transcript of the gene MAKR1, whose product is annotated as membrane-associated kinase regulator. Gene Ontology annotation, cellular component: plasma membrane. The record is from RefSeq and is a predicted model, not a curated record. Gene Ontology annotation, molecular function: kinase inhibitor activity. NCBI's taxonomy places the organism in Eukaryota, Viridiplantae, Streptophyta, Magnoliopsida, Fabales, Fabaceae.